Messenger RNA from Anneissia japonica, 2298 nucleotides. RefSeq lists its product as uncharacterized. NCBI's taxonomy places the organism in Eukaryota, Metazoa, Echinodermata, Crinoidea, Comatulida, Comatulidae. The record is from RefSeq and is a predicted model, not a curated record. The transcript is spliced from 2 exons. The coding region runs from base 43 to 888 and encodes 281 amino acids.
UAGUUCCAUCAGACGAACUGAUUCACACUAUUAUUUACAACAAUGUCGAAAAAAAAGUUUGAUCACGAACCUGUUUCCGUUUCACUUUCACAGAAUGGAAAUGAAGAAUACAACCUGACAACUUUUAAUGGAGGUAUAGCAGGAGGCAAAUCUAGUGAAGAAUGUUUUAUACAGGCAUUAGAUCGGAUUAAACUUAACACCGAUUUAAUCUUUUUGCAGGAAUUGCCAAAUAGUAAGAAUUGUUUAACGUCGGUAAAUGAGGAAUAUUUUGCUCAAAGAGAUCAAGACACAGCAAUACUAGCGAAAAGGUCGAGGUUUUCAGUGUUUAUGUCUAAUUUCGAAAAAAAGAAAGGAAAGGAUUUUGAAAACGCAAAAUACAUUUUAAAUGAAGAAAUACGUAACCGUCAGAGUACCGUAUAUAUGACAGAUAAGAAAGGACAUGGCUUAGUAGCAAUUUCAUGGCAUGGCAGAUAUAAGAUAAACAAAACAGACAAGAAAGUCGAUUUUUUUCGUCUUCUGUUAUAUGCUAAAGAAAUAAGGGAAAUCUUUACAGCUGCAGUAAUCAUUGGUGGUGAUUUCAACUUCAGCGCGAAAACAGCAUUGGCAAUUAUAAAUGAAAAAGACCAUUUUAGUUUACAUGCUGCAGAUGCAGAAAAACGGGAACGUGUUGUAGAUUAUUUUAUAUUUUUGCCUUUAGUGGUGUCACUAUCAAAAGCAGUAGCAAUUGAUAUUAAUACAAAACUUCUGACAAACUUUUAUACCAUGAACGUAAACAGUCCAAACACUUCAGCAACGGCUACUGAAUCUCCGCCAGAUCCACCUGUUGGCGCAAGUGCAGAGUCACUCAACCACAACAAGAGGAAGAACAACAAACCAUUACAAAGUUAGGCUGCUGAUGAUGAUAGACGAUGUCGAUAAUAAUGCUGGACGACGUUGAUUUCGAUCAUGAACAUCGAUGGAAUUUGUGGUGGCAAUCAAGACGUUUAUUUGAUCGGAGGAUAAACGUAUGUAUCCGACGCAAGAAUGUAUAAAUAACUGCAUUUAAAAAAUGAUCCUUUUUUUUUGGUGGCGAUUUAAUAAGGCUCGGAAACACUUUAAAAUUGGUAUAUGAUUAAUGUUGAAUGUAUAUUAUUAUAUUUCGAUGGCUCUUGUCAAAACUUCGAUAACAGUUGUCACCUAUGCGAACACGGGCAAACAAUUGGUGCGUUUGACUAGUAGAGACUGUACAGUAAAAAGUCCAAGAAAAAGAUAUAUCCCAAAAUAAAAAUUUAUUUAUCUAUUUCAAAAACACUGAAUCUCAUUAUGUUUAAUUUUCUUUACAAUUAAAGUAAUUUCUGAUACGACCACACGUCAAUAUUAGCUGACAUUUGAAUUCAUAUUCAUUUUGAUUAAAUGGUCACAUGUUUCAAUAUUAAAUAACUACAUAUCCAUAUUUGCCAGCUGAAAUGUUUUCUCCAAUUGGUCCUGUAAAUCCAGAACCUACUGAUACACAUGUUUACUAUCAAUGUUGUUAAACUCACCUGUUAUGUCCAAACUUACUUUAAUAUAAUAAUCGGCCCUCGCACUGUACGUUUAUAAAGUAAUUCAAAUGGUACAAACACUGUACUUUCUUGUGAAGUUUCUCUGUACGCGAAGAGAACUGGUUCAAUGUACGAUCCAAAUCAUUUGGUCUUUCUUCACAUAUCUUUUUUAACAUAGAUUUUAGACUUCCUUUCAACAAGUAAAUUGCACAUGGCAUGAUAUGGUCGUGUUGUCGUUAAUCUUUUGAUAGAGAAUAUCCUGCUUACUUCUUUAAUGACACCUGAUGUGUGAACUGAUAACCCUGGUCGGUUAAUAUUUCUUUCGGAAAAACUAAAGUGGCGUAUCUAGGGGGUGCGGGGGGUGGCGCACACGCCCCUCAAAAAAUUACUCGCACCCCCUCAGUCGUCUCCACCCCAAAAAAACGGUCAAGUAGUAAAAAAUCACCUAAAAUCACCGUAUCUUGCGAAUUAGCGCCCCUCAACUGUUCAUGAGCACUCCAUUUCAUUUUCGCGCUCCCCCCCUCCCCUCACCCACAUCAACACCUCCAUUUCAACACUUCUAGAUACGCCACGUGAAACCUACUAGAGAAUAAAUGCUAAAUAAAACUUCAGCCACAACUUCUGCUUCAGUUGUUUUCAGGGUAACCUGUUGCGUAUAUCAACACAAGGAUAUAUUUUUGUCCUCUGUCGUUGGCUUAUUGGACAUACAGCAUAUUUUCUUUGGGUUUGUUGAAGUGAUAAGUCAGCGAUGAUUGGCCUAAAAGACUAUGAUAUAUAU